Molecule: messenger RNA, 6427 nt
Organism: Drosophila willistoni
Lineage: Eukaryota; Metazoa; Arthropoda; Insecta; Diptera; Drosophilidae
Gene: ca
Exons: 15
Coding region: 123-6068 (1981 amino acids)
Molecular function (GO): protein binding
Source: RefSeq, a predicted model, not a curated record
AAAUCCACAUCUCUAGUGUGAUUUGUUGUUGCAAAUGAGAAAACGAAAAAACGAAAAGCUGGAAAAUUUAAACAGCAGGAAUACAAUUAGCAGCAGCAGGAGCACCAGCCUCAGACCUAUCCAUGGCGAUGGCGGGUCAGGCCGAACUCAAGGACCUUAAUAUUUUCGAGCUGCGUCCACUUAUCACAAAUCUCAGCUCGAAACUAUCAGCGGUUGGAUUUGAUAAGCAGUUCCUUUGCCUGGUCAGUGAUGAAAAUGAGAUUGUGUUGCGUUAUGUUAGCACAACGGGACAGGAGGUGGUUAAGAUGAUCUCAUGGUUUCGGCGCACCAAUCGAGUAAUACAUGAUGUCUGCUUCGAUCCAGCUGGGAUUUGGUUGCUGGUGCUAUGUUUUGACAAUACGCUGCACAUUGUGCCUGCCUUGGCCUUGGUGGACAAGACGCAUGAUCUGGCCGCAUGCUCCUUGUAUAGCACAACGCAGGUGACAUCCUAUAUAAUACCGUUCGUUGGUCCCCACGAGUGUCCGAAUUCAAAAAAAUGUCCCAAUCAUUCUGCAAGUGGACUGUUCAAAGAAAAGCAAGAUCAGCAAGAGGAACAGGAGCAAGUUGAACGAUUAGCUAAUCUUGCAGACAAUAUCAAACUGGAAGGAGAUGAGGAUGUGGAACCUCUGGGUCAUGAACUGCCGCAGCAUAUGCUGGCCGGUAACCACACAGACCAGCUGCAGCUGCAGCAGCCGGAACAACCGCCCGUCCAGCAUUUUGAUGCCACCGGCAACAGUCAGGUGAUGGCUACCUCUUUUAUGGCGUCCAAGACCUGCCCGUAUCCACUCUCGGUGGUGUGGUGGAAAACCAAUUAUGGCCUUAAUAGGGCCAUUAUUGGCUAUUCAGAUGGUUCCAUUUGCUUUGUGGGCCUUAGUCCAAAUUGUCCCAUGAUUGCCAGCACGGCUAUUGAGAAUGGUUCAGUCAUGCGUCUCCUGAUAUGCAAGGAUAAUACCUUCGAUGGAGUUAUGCUAUUGAUUACAUCCUCGCUGAAGCAGCAAUAUAAAUUAUUGCUAGAGCAGAAAGCCAUUAAGUAUGUCUAUCCCGGGGACAGUUCACCCACCACGCGGGAGGGAGCUUGGCAGAUUGUUAUGUCUGUGCAUGGUAGGCAACAUCAUAAUCAGCAGCAGGGCGAUGCCAAUGCCGAAGCCCGGCAAAGCAACAGUUCGGAUCCGGCAUCUGACAGUAGCCAGCUAGAAGAAGACGUAUUCGCCCCUCCUGCAAAUGAGGAAGUGCCGCAAAGUGCACCAGUUAACGCCGACUCCGCCGCCCCAGCCUCCAUGGUAGCAUCUAGUGAUAUGCCACCGCCGCCGGCUCCUCCGUCAUAUGGUGAAUUUGUGGCCUCUCGUCAGUCUUCUACCGAGACCACUGGCGUUCGCAUUCAACAGCAAAUGCUUCCGGCCAGUAGUUUCGAUGGCAUACUGCCUGCAACUCGAGCCCGCUUGGCAUCUCUGAAGAGUCUUGGCUCCAAGAAACUGCAGGCCAUUAAGAUGCGUCUCUCCGACCAGCGGCAAAAGUUCGAUGAAUUUAUGCCUGAUACCAGUUUGGGAUCAUUUGCGAUUAUGGAUUCGCCUUCGGUGACGCCAGAGCCUUUGGGUCAUACCACCGGGUCCUUUUAUACCAUCCAGAGUUUGAGGAACACUUAUCUUCUUAGUGCAUUACAUAGCAGCAGCCACAGUUUAACAGUGCAUAGCAUCGACAUCAAUUUGAAGCCUUUGUUUGUCUACAAGAUACCCAAACACACACAGGAAAUACUCAUAAGCUCCAACAUACUAUAUGGCAUACACUACGUGGAUUUGCAUAAUCGCAGUGAUUCGGCCAUAUCGACGGCAGCUUCUUCGCUGGAAGAGGCCCCAGAGGUCAAUACAGAGAAGGAGAAUCGCGAUGCAGAUACGGAAAAGCUGGAACUCGCAGUGGAUAAGGAGAAGGAAAGAGUCCCUACAGUGGCCACAAAGAGCGAUACAACUAGCGCAACUACAACGACAAGCUCAAGUUUGGAUCAAAGCGAAAUGCCAAGCAAUGCCAUUAAUGCUGUUAGCGUAAUAAGCAGUGCCAUGGCCUCCUUACACACGUCCGACGAAGAUCGCUUUAAUCCUCUGGCUCAGAUUGGACUCUUUCGCUUUGAGCGGGAAACUGUGCUGCAUCUGUAUCAAAUGUCCCAAUAUCGCAAUGCCGUGGGCCAAUGUGAGAAUCUUACUAAGGAUGAGAAAGCCAAAGCCUUUGAAAUUAAAGACAUACACACGCCCAUGGACUAUGUGCAGUUCUAUGAGACAAGCGAUAUAAGUGAAGAGUUCUCGCUGCGACAAAUGGAAAUUAUGCAAUCAGAGUUCCCAAAGAUUAACUACGAUCCGUGCUAUGUGAUUACCAAUAAAAAUGUCUAUGCCAUACAGCUUAGAAAGGAGCCUUUUGAACUGUUUCUGGAAUCGGCCCUUAAGAGUGAAUGGAAUCAGUGUCGAGACUUUUGCAAUACAUUUGAUCUUUCGAUUGAGCAUUGCAUUGAAUUUGCUGGAGAUUAUCUAUUGCGUCGCAAGAAAAUCACCCAAGCUUUGCUCACCUACAAUGUGGCCAGGGUGAAACCCAUUCGAACGGCCUUAAAAUUAGCCAUGUAUGGACAUACCUUUGCCCUAAUGCAGCUGAGUGCAAUGGCUCUAAAGUCUACAUAUUUGCUGCGCUCACGCUACAUGUGUCAUCCGAUGUUGAAGAGCAUGUUGAAGGAUAUCACCUAUCGGCACUCGGAGGAUGUGCGCUCAAUACUACCAUUGCAAGUGGAUAAUCAGGGUGAUUUGAAUUCCUGCGUCAAGUGCAGUGACUAUCUUUAUGGGGUGGAUGAUUCAAUAAGCUCAUUGCAAAUGUCACCCUCAUCGCAGUUUCAUUUGGCCAAUUUGUUGCUCAUCACUCUAGCUGAGAAAGCAGUUAAUGAUAAGAAUUAUUUGCCAUUAUGGAAUUUUCUGAUCACCAAUAGCAAAUAUCACACCAACAUGACCAGCAUUGUCCUUUGCCAAAGUGGUCUCUUUUCGGCAGCUAUUAUUUUGGCGAGAGUUCGUGGUGUUUGCCUGGACACGUUUAAUGCAUUGAUUAGUGUGGUGGCUCAGGAAUUCGGCUGGUAUAAUGAGCUCAAUGUGUGUCUGUUUAAUCUAAGCGAACCACUGUUUAUGGAAACCAUUGGUUACUUGCCACAAGUUUCGAUGGACUACUUUGCCUUUGUUCAGGAGAAAAUUGAGCACAUACGUCCAUGCGUCUUGCAACGUCUGGCAUUGCAGCUAAAUCCUUUUGCCCCGGCCUUGCGUCCCAUUGUGUCGCACAGUAGCUGCAAUUUGAAUUCAAAUGACAAUAAUUCCCAUCUGUUUGAGUUUUGUAAGAGCCUUAUCGAGACUUAUCUGUCCGUGCUAAUCCAUAUGGAAUCGCAGCGUGUUAAACAUGAUUCCAUUGUGAAUGCCCUAUCCACUUUUCGCAUCAACUAUGAAGACAAUCAGUUCGCCAUUGAAUCAUCACGUUUUAAACCAAUCUCGGCCGGUUGUGCUUACUGUGCCUGUGUGGUAGAUGGUGUUGCCUAUUUCUGGGGUUCCAGUGGAAUCCCCUGCUGUUAUAGUGCUCAAAAGUCCACAGAGCCCCCAGAACCGGCGCAUGCUGUAAAGAGUCUAGAUCUACUUGCCCAGCUCAAUUUGCAAGUGCAUGCCCUGAAAUGUGGUCGUCAGCAUACGCUUGUGCUCACCAAUAACGGACUUUAUGCCAUGGGCAAUAAUAAUCUUGGCCAAUUGGGUGUCGGCCAGCAUAUGCAGAUGGCACAGCAACCCAUGCUGGUGACCGCUUUGGAUGGGAUGUGCAUCACUAUAUUAGAGGCGGGACAAUAUCAUAAUGCAGCUGUGGCCGAUGGUCACCUAUAUAUGUGGGGGUGGGGCGUCUAUGGCCAACUGGGCCAGGGUAGCUGUGAGAAUAUACCCACACCAAAACUAGUCAACUUUUUCAAGUAUAAGAAAAUUCUGCAAAUCUCCUUGGGUCAUGCCCACAGUUUGGUGCUAUGCCAGGCAUCUAAUAGCUAUACAGAGGCUGAUCAAAGUUGCAAUGAGCUUUUUGUCUUUGGCUCUAAUCAUUUUGGCCAACUUGGCACCGGUGGCAGUGAACAGGGCGGUGAUACAAAGAUUAAUCUGCCAGUGCGCUUGGAAACAGGCGGCAGCAGUCUAAGACUGAUACAUACCAAAUUCUUUACGAAUCUAGCCGUUGAUGAGAACGAGCGUCUAUAUACCUGGGGCAGCUCACCCCAAGCCUUGCGACUGGCAAAUCAAAUUAAACGUCGUGCCAAUGCCAAACAGAAAAUGGAAGAGAAUCAUCAGCGUGAGAUGCUUAGCAAGCAAUUAGAGGCUACAUUAUUGCCGGCCAGCAACAGAGACGGCAGCAGCUCUAUGGUAGAGCCGAGUACAUCAUAUGCUUCUGUGGUGGCUGGUUCGGCAUUGAAAACCAAAGAAGAUGAGGCUACCACAUCAGAUGCUACCGAGAGUAUUGAACCGAUUACCGUGAAUCAGCGAGAGGCAACAGCCCCAGGAGCAACUACAACGGGAGCAUCAACUGCCAGCAAUGAACCUGAUCCCACAGAGCACUUGACACCGCAUCUGGUGGACACAAGUGAAGUGGCUGGACAAAUUCUACAGAUCUCAAGUGGCCUUUUACACUUUGCCCUGAUCUCAUCUACAUGUACUUUAUAUACUUGGGGCAAAAACCUGGAGCAUCAGUUGGGCACUGAAGACAAGGAUCGGCGGGCUGUAUUGAAGCCUUCACCCAUUGACAGCAUUGUAAGCCCAAUGUAUGUGGAUUGCGGAGCAGACUUUACUUUGGUCAUGACCACCGAUCACAUUGUGCGAGCCUUUGGUGGCAAUUCCAAUGGCCAGUGUGGACGAGAUUUGGGGGCCAGUUUGGAUCGCAUGCGACAAAGAGUUGUGUGCCUGCCCACUACUAAACGACUAAUGCGUUUCGAGAGUCAAUGUGUGGAGGCUCCGGUGGAGAUAAACUUGCCCAGGCCACGUAUACGAUUGGAUCAAGAUCCAGUACGGUAUUUAAAGGUAAUGCCGCCAUAUCAGCCGCACUUUUUGCAGUCGGCCAACAUUAAUUUCGAGCCGCAUUACUUCCAAGGCGGUGGCAAUUACAAGAGUAGCACAGAUCAAGCGAUGACGGGACAGGAUUCCGAUGAUCUGCUGAGCAGUUUGGAAAACCUAAGUCAAAAUGAUGCCAGCUAUUCGUACAAUCCACCUUUAGUGACAGGUCAGGCUUCUUCUUCUGCUGCUGCUGCACCGCCCGAUGUCCAAAGCUCACUAGACACACCCGAGGAGCAGAGCUAUAUACAGUUGCCGGAACAAAUGGUCGGCUUGAAUGUCCAUCAACUUCACGACAAUGAUGAGGAUGAGGCCAGCACGUUCACGCCAAGUACUGACGGCGUCGAUGAGACCAUGUUGCAGCCGUUGCGACAUUAUAUCCACUACUGCCUAUACGCUUUUCACGGCCUCUACAAUCCCGAUAAGAUAAGCCAGUGUGCUCGGCCCACGCGGCAGGAGUAUCGUAUACGCAUCUGUAUGCUCAAUUUUCGGUUCGUUGAGGCCUUCCGCCUGUGUCUGCACAGCUGUGACAGUGGCCAGCGAACUCUUAAACUUUUUGAGUACUUUAGCAAGGAUACGGGCUAUGUGCCAUUGCGGCGGUCAGAUCUCAAACAUCUUAUCUAUCAUAUGUGUCUGCACUUUCUGGAGCACAAGUUCGAUAUGCUCGAGUGUGAGCGUUACUUUAUGGGUGAUCUGGACUAUUAUUUACUAGAGCUGGCAUAUGUCUUCUACUUUAACAACAACAACACGGCUUUAGAGCAGAAUCUCAAUCAGAAGUUUAAGCUGCUGAUUGCGGCCGCUGAAGAUAGCAAUCAGGCACAGGCCACAUCCGGAACUGGGCAUCAGCUGCAGGAUACGGAUGUCAUUUUUGAUAGCUUUACGGUUAAGUUCAAGACAAUUCUGUGCCAGCGUUUGCUCAGCUAUUCGGAUUGUGAAUCGGCCAAUUAGCCAGGAUUUGUCAUUGACUUCUCUCUCCCAACUACAGUUACAUUCAUCUGUGGGUCUACAUAUAUAUAUAUUUGUUUGUUCAGGUCGUCUACUUUGAAAUUGUUUCCUUUUUUUUUAUUAGUUUUUGCGUGUUAAAUCAAAAAGUUAUAAAGUCUAAGUUUUUGUUUUAUCCAGACUCCAGAUAAAUGUGCGGUAUCCCCAUAAUCUACAUACACAUACAUAUAUAUAUAUAUAUCUACAUACAACACUUAGGUAGCUCUGCCCCCCUCUCUCUCUCUUGCUCUUCCUCCCUUUCGCCCCCCAAAUCAUGUUUAAUAAUUAUUGUUGUUGCUUUUUAUUGUGCUGUUAUUUAAAGGAAA